Molecule: messenger RNA, 1075 nt
Organism: Homalodisca vitripennis (glassy-winged sharpshooter)
Lineage: Eukaryota; Metazoa; Arthropoda; Insecta; Hemiptera; Cicadellidae
Product: bublin coiled-coil protein-like
Exons: 2
Coding region: 152-406 (84 amino acids)
Source: RefSeq, a predicted model, not a curated record
UGUCGUUAUUUUACUCGUAUCAUGUGAUAGGAAAUGUCAAAAGAGUUCCACGAUAGUCAUGACAAUUGACACUUCAAAUUCUUUUUGAUAAAGAAAACAGUCUUGUAAUUUACUGUAAUUAUCUAAAUAAAAUUUUCAGUGUAAUUGGAAAAUGAAGUCAAAUACUACCAAACCGACUGAAAAUAGUGCUGAAGACAACAAUGAAGAAAUGGAGAUGGAAGAGGAAACUGAAGAACAAGAACAAGAGUACGAAACAUUGAAUUCCAAAAUCGACCAACUGAAUUUGGUUCUUGACGUGUUGGAGAGGAAGAACGACGACAUUCAGGCGCAGUUGGUGGCACUCCUCAAGUCUAGCAGAGAGGAAAGAGAGAAACAACAGCCGAGCGGAGAGAAGCCAACGUCAUAGACUGCCCACAUUAAAUGUUGUUAAUUACAUCAACCUGUGUUGAUAUAACUUGAUUUAAAUAAUUCCAUAGAAAAACCAACCGCUUUUCCUGUUCCUUAUUCAUGAACGAAUAAAAAGUUACAAUGAACAUAUUGUAUGUGAUAUUGAUUCAAAAGUAGGUCAGUGUUAACAUGGUUUCAUACUGAACUGUUGUAAUUUCUCAACCAAUGUUAUGAUUGCAAAUCAAAAUCAUCCGUUUACUUUUUUAAUUCUCUAAUACAAAUGAGCAAUAAGAUGGCUGUGGGAGGAGAAAAAAAGAAUAGGAGAUGGAUGGAGAGGGGUUUGGAUAUUUUCUUUGUUGAACUUUUUGUCUUAUUAGGUCUAUAAUUUCCAGUUCAAAACUACUACAUGUAGUUAGAUUUUAAUCCUGGAUGAAUUUCACUGUUACAAAGUAGGCUUAAAAGGUACUCAAGCAAUGUAUUGUUGUUACUAGAUUUGGAUUUCAGUAUACAGUUUACAUGAUCAAUAUUUUAAAUGAUUUAAAAAUACAUAACUAUUAUUUGCAAUGUAUAAAAUUUAAACAACCUUACGAAAUGAAACACCUGUCUUUACACAUUCCAGUAUAAUUAACAGAAUCCACAAGUUAUGUAAAAUUGUGUAAAUAAAAUUGUAGCUAGCUCGCUCUGUUUA